Messenger RNA from Hevea brasiliensis (rubber tree), 1138 nucleotides. Its product is annotated as NAC transcription factor 29-like. The record is from RefSeq and is a predicted model, not a curated record. Gene Ontology annotation, biological process: regulation of DNA-templated transcription. The transcript has 4 exons. Gene Ontology annotation, molecular function: DNA binding. Lineage: Eukaryota; Viridiplantae; Streptophyta; Magnoliopsida; Malpighiales; Euphorbiaceae. The coding region runs from base 1 to 999 and encodes 332 amino acids.
AUGGAGGUUUCGCCCUUUGACGGAGAGCUUGUCGUUCAUUACUUGAAAAACAAGAUAGCCAAUCAACCCUUGCCUCCAAACAAGAUCAUGGAGGUUAAACUUUAUGAGUACAAUCCCGAGAAGCUUGCAGAGGAGUAUUGGCAAUGUGGGGAGACAGAAUGGUACUUUUUUACACCAAGGGACAAGAGAUAUCCAAAUGGAAGUAGACCAAAACGAGAUGCCGGUGGUGGAUACUGGAAGGCAACUGGAGGGGAUAAAGCUGUUAAAUAUAAGGGUGCUGUGGUUGGAUAUAGGAAGGCACUUGUUUUCUACAUGGGAAAGCCUCCAAAUGGUACAAAGACUAACUGGAUUAUGCAUGAAUAUAGGGUCAGUGAUGCCCCUCCAAGAAUCAAAACAAGUGCCGAUGAUAUGAGGUUGGAUAAUGUGGUUUUAUGCAAGAUAUAUAAGAGGGAUGCGAAAGACAAUUUGAGAAGUCGACUUUCAAAUGAGGAACAAUCUGCAGAGUUAGAUGAUCAAACUGCUGAUGUUGUUAGGGAUGUUGACAAAAAUAGCGAUCCUCCAGCCUACACAAACGCCCUUAAUGACAAUAAGCAAAUUGUUUCAAUCCCAAUCCAAGAGAAUCCAAGUGCAUUUUAUGAAGAUCCUCCUUAUGUUCCAAUCAACGAUCAUGAUCAUCACCAAGCAAUGUUAGAAGCUGCCAAUUAUCAACGAGCAAUGUUUGCAGCCGCCAACUAUGGAUCUUAUCGAACUUAUGCUACUGGUAUGACACCACCAAUGCCUGAACCUGUUCAGAUAUAUCCCCCAGAGGACAUCCAGAUACAUCCCACAGAGGACAUCCAGAUACAUCCCACAGAGGACAUCCAGAUACAUCCCACAGAGGACAUCCAGAUACAACCCACAGAGGACAUCGUAUCUAAAUAUCUGAAUGAGAAUUCUUGUGAGUUCGAGCUAUCACUAUCACCGGAUGAUUGGGAUAUUAUUUCCAAUUGUCUACUAUAGUUAGUAAUUAGUUAUAUACAGUGAUUGACCAUCAUCUGAUUUGAAAUUAUUUAGUCAUUUGGUGAUCAACUUAUGUAUAGGAUGAUGAUAACUGGUUAGUUAGCAGGGAACAUCCAGUUUUGUAAAUUGAAUUUGCUAG